AAACUAGUAAAUAUUUGUUUGCAUUGCGUCUUGAGCCUCCUUGUGUCCACCCCCGUCCUGGCCGAGGAAUGGUAUCGUCCAAAGAUGGCGGCCUCCGUGUGGAAGCGGUGUGUGACUUUAGCUGUCAAAGUGAAACGUUUUUCGCCCUCCUCUCCAGCCAGAAGGUGGCUGCUUUCGGCAGCCUAUACAGACACCAAAGUCUGGGAGGCCAUAGAGAAGGACCCCCAGAACCUGGCUUUACUGGCUUCCACUAUGGACCGGACGUAUGAGAGGAACCUCCCAGUCAGCUCUCUGACUAUAUCCCGGUUUGUUGACAACAUAUCGUCCAGGGAGGAGAUAGAUCAGGCAGAGUACUACCUUUACAAGUUUCGUCACAGUCCAAAUUGUUGGUACCUCAAAGACUGGACCAUUCACAGCUGGAUCAGACAGUGUCUGAAAUAUGGGGCCAAGGAGAAAGCCGUGUACACACUUAGAAACAAGGUCCAGUAUGGAAUUUUCCCAGACAACUUCACCUUCAACCUGCUCAUAGAUUCUUACAUUAAAGAUGGAGACUUUAAAGGUGCCUGCUCUGUGGUCGAGGAGGUGAUGCUUCAGGAAGCCGUGGACCUUCCCUCCACACAGGUCCUCUCUCUGUACGCGCUGGGCAGUUACCUAGCAACCAGACCUCAGCUCACUGUGUCCGAGCAGCGGGCCUUAGGGGCAUCACUGCUCAUCUUUGGACUGAAGCAGGACAAUUCUGUGGGCCUCAGUGCGCAGCUACUUGGCAACGCGCUCCUAGGCAAAGUGGAGAAUUUAAAGGGUAUACAUGCCGUGUUCAAAGGGAUGCCUCUCUUCUGGGGCCACGGAUAUCUGGACCGAGCUCUUGCUGUCAUGGAGACGGUGGUGACCAGUACUGGUGACGCCAAACUGUCCAAAGACACACUGAGCUACAUGAAUGACCUGCUGCAGGAGCUGUCUGCAGAUUCUGACUCGUCUGGGGAAGAAUCAGGAGGCGAGGAGGAGGAGGAGGAGAAGAAAGAAGACCCCAUAGACGAAGAAGAUCAGGCCGAGCGAGAAAAACUCCCUCAAUAUGCCAGCAGAUUUAAGGAGCUGAGCAGCCAACUGGAGUCUCGGGGGAAGGUGGAUUCGUCAUCCUUCCAGGCUUUAGUGUCCGCUCUGGCCCAACAGAACCUGGCUGCGGCGGAGGAGGCCGACCUGGAGCGGUACGCGACCCAGGUGCAGGCAUGGGAGGCCGAGAAGAGGCAGCUGGUCCAGAGAGAGCAGGAGCUGAGGGAGAAGGCCGAGCAGGAGAAACAGAGGCGCUUGGCUGCCAGGGCUGCAGCUCAGCAGGCGUGAAGGCAGCGAGGGAGGAGGUGAAUUUGCAUCACGGAACUUUCAGCUGCGUGUGACGGCGUAGGACCAUAAGGAGCGAGGGUUAAGAACUGUCACCAUUUCAAUUCUGCUGCAGUCCCAGGUUUUGUAAAUAUCAUGUCUGCGAGAAUGAUUGUCAAUAAAACUAAUGUUCAUUUUCA
Betta splendens (Siamese fighting fish) is the source of this 1511-nucleotide messenger RNA. RefSeq names its product mitochondrial ribosomal protein S27 (gene mrps27). Bases 85 to 1335 code for a protein of 416 amino acids. The transcript is spliced from 11 exons. Gene Ontology annotation, cellular component: mitochondrion. Lineage: Eukaryota; Metazoa; Chordata; Actinopteri; Anabantiformes; Osphronemidae. Gene Ontology annotation, molecular function: protein binding. The record is from RefSeq and is a predicted model, not a curated record.